AUGGCUGUUCGCAACCAAGGUAUCUCCUCCUCGAGGAGCAAGUCGCGCAAGGCGCACUUCUCUGCCCCCUCCAGCGAGCGUCGAGUUCGCAUGUCCGCCCCUCUCUCCAAGGAACUGCGAGAGAAGUACAACGUCCGCUCUAUCCCCCUCCGCAAGGGCGACGAAAUUUCUAUCGUUCGCGGCUCCAACAAGGGCCGUGAUGGCAAGAUCACCUCCGUCUACCGUCUCAAGUACGUCAUCCACGUUGAGCGUGUUGUCCGUGAGAAGAGCAACGGCCAGAGCGUUCCUCUCGGUAUCUCCGCCUCCAACGUCGUCGUCACCAAGCUCCACCUCGACAAGGACCGCGAGCAGAUCCUCGCCCGUAUCGCCAAGGGUCGUGAGGCUGUCCAGAGCAAGUCGGCUUAA
Messenger RNA from Aspergillus ochraceoroseus IBT 24754, 405 nucleotides. RefSeq names its product 60S ribosomal protein uL24. Gene Ontology annotation, cellular component: ribosome; cytosolic large ribosomal subunit. Gene Ontology annotation, molecular function: structural constituent of ribosome; RNA binding. Bases 1 to 405 code for a protein of 134 amino acids. Gene Ontology annotation, biological process: ribosomal large subunit biogenesis; cytoplasmic translation. The transcript is spliced from 3 exons. NCBI's taxonomy places the organism in Eukaryota, Fungi, Ascomycota, Eurotiomycetes, Eurotiales, Aspergillaceae. The record is from RefSeq and is a predicted model, not a curated record.